UGCCAUAGUAAAGCCGCUAUUUUGACCCUGUCAAGAUGGCGGGUGGUAAGGUGUCGUUUUAUGAUUCCAACUGUAACUUCUCUUCUAAUCGCAACACAAACAGAUUACAGAUCACAUCAUCCGAUAACGUCGCAAGGUUUACGUCUUCAUCAACAGCACAACAUACAGAAACUCAAGAUCAGAUCAAUCGCUGCUUCAAUAAACUAAGAUCACUGAGGCCGUCUGACAGCCCAACCCUAAAAACUGAACUUAAUUUACUAUUCGACCAGCUGAUCUCAGAAAACUACACCAAUAUCACUCAUGACACCAUUCAUCCAGAGGUUGUGUGUGUGCUGCUGGUGCACGCAAGCCGUCUGGUUCCUCUCAGCCAGGAACAUCUGGUCCUCAAACUGUGUCAGUUAAUUCAUCAACUUCUAAACCAGCUACAGGUGAUAGUGGAUGAGCAAACGCUUGAAAUUUUGGUGUCGUACUGCACGCGUGCUCUGAGGACAUGCAGUCCGUGGACUCAUCCAGAAGUGAUGCUCUCCCUCUCGUCACUGGUGUAUGGUAAUGGAUCCAGAUGCCAGCGGCAUCUUCCAGAGCUUCUUGGAGCAGGCGGUGUUCUGGUGAACUACAGUGAUCCUGUUCAGCCUGACAUAGAGCUGCGUCGCUCUGCCGUGCAUUGCAUAGCUAAUCUUUGUCUUAGUGUUUCCGGUCAGCCUUAUUUAGAAGAUCCAUAUAAAGGUGUAUGCUAUGGAGUCCUUCUGCGCACACUACAGUCCCCAAAACCGCCUAAUGUGGAGGACAUCAUCUUCUGUGCAUUAUUACAGAAUGCUCUGAGAGGAAUGCAGUGUUUUCUCAAUGGGGGGAAAUGGAAAGCUGUCCCAAACCAGGAUCUGGGGACCUUAUUGGCUGUGCUCAAAAGAUUUAUGUUCUAUGGACUGCCGGGAAUAAGUGUGGAAAUGCCACAGGUGUUGUACCCAGCACCUCUUCCUCAGUACGAGACCAUUCCUGCUCCAAAACCUGAAUCCUCACAAGAACCAUCCUCACAGAAAAAAACUGCAGGGUCCCAGCAGAACAGAAAGCGUAAGUCUCGUGGUAAAGGGAAGAAAGCUGGAGCUGAGGGAACAAGAGGUGAGGAGGAGGGAGAGAGUGAAACUGGAGCAGGUGGGGUGGAUCAGAGUGACUGGUCAGCUGGCUUGCAACCUGCCGGUGUGAUGUCACCAUCAGGAGCAACUCCACAGCUUCAGCCUUCCUGGAAGAAAGCGAGCUCUGACUCUGAAUUCUCAGACCCCGAGGGAGGAAUGCAAUCUAAACUCAGAUUAUAUCAAGCACGUGUACGUCAAAGCGCACUGCAGUGUUUCCUGGCUGUGGUCCGAUGUGUUGAAAAGCGUGUCCUCUAUGGCUACUGGUCAUCCUUCAUUCCUGAUGCUCCAGGGAUUGGAGGUCCACCUCCUCUCACUCUCCUAACCAUUGCCUUGAAAGACCCUUCCCCAAAAGUGCGGGCCGGCUCUCUGCAGGUUCUGUCUGCUCUUUUGGAAGGUUCUCGACCGUUCCUCACCACCGCCGAAGACACCGGUGCACCACGUCAAGCCUUCACGCCAUUCUCUGCCACGUUAGCUGGCAGUAUCAGAGAGCUCCAUCGCUGUCUGCUGCUAGCUCUUCUCGCUGAGUCCUCCUGCCAGACCCUCACUCAGGUCUUAAAGUGCCUUGCUCAUUUGGUUUCCAAUGUGCCUUAUAACCGCCUAAGACCAGGCCUGUUGAGUCCACUGUGGAAACAGAUCCGGCCAUAUGUGCGCCACAGAGAUGUGAACGUGCGAGUUUCCAGCCUCACACUCUUUGGUGCUUUAGUCUCGGCUCAAGCUCCUCUACCUGAGAUCCAUCUGCUCUUACAGCAACCCGGCUCCACAUCCACGCUAGGCACUCCUGGCAUCAGCACACCUCAGGAGCUGUCUCAAAACUGGAGACAGACAGUUCGGAGAGAAGAAGAAGCAUCGUCGUCCCCUGGAGGAGGAGCUGAGGUUGCCGAGGGACCGUGCUGGCUGCUCCAGCUGUGUGUUGGUCUGGUCACGCAGCCUCGUGAGGAACCGUAUUCGGAUAGUGAUGCUGGAGGGUCCGGCGCUGCUCAGCUGGAACCUUCACCUGUACGACUGGAAGCUUUACAGGUUUUGGCUCACCUGGUAAAGGGUUAUUUCUCAUUGGCUCAGACGUCUCUGUUGGAAUUGGGACAACUCAGCGCCCGCUGUCUCACAGAGCAGGACCCUUCUGUGCAGCUUCACGGCACUAAACUUUUGGAGGAACUAGGAACAGGCAUUAUCCAACAGUACAGAGCCGAUCUCAAUACUCAAAGUGUCAAAUGUGUGCCAGUGUGCCAGGUGGUUCAGUUCUGGUCUGAUGUCUUGGGUGGUCCGCUGAUCGGAGCUUUGCAGAACGAACAGCACCCAACCCUACAGACCAGCGCAUGCGACGCCCUGUCCUCCAUCUUACCGCAGGCUUUCAGCCAGCUGCCCGAUAAGACACAGGUGCUGUGUAUCACGAUACUGCUCGGACUGACAUACAGCGAGAACUCUCUAGUGAAAGCAGCAGCGGUCAGAGCUCUGGGUGUUUAUAUCCUCUUCCCCUGUCUAAGAGAGGAUGUGAUGUUUGUGGCUGACACAGCCAACGCCAUACUCACUGCUCUGGACGACCGCUCGCCCAACGUCCGGGCAAAGGCCGCCUGGUCGCUCGGGAACCUCACAGACACACUCAUUGCCAACAUGCAGUCAGUGGGUCUGGAGUUUCAGGAGGACUUUUCUGAUAUGCUGCUGCUCAACAUGCUCCGAUCAGCUACUAAAGCCUCAGCAGAUAAAGACAGGGUAAAGAGCAACGCUGUCCGUGCGCUUGGGAAUCUGUUGCACUUCCUGCAGCCGGGGCAUCUGGGUAAACCUGUGUUUGUUCAGCCUGUUCAAGAGGCCAUGAGCGCGCUGAUCGAUACGGUUAAAGGGGAAGCAACCAUGAAAGUCCGCUGGAAUGCUUGUUAUGCGCUGGGCAAUGCUUUCAGAAAUCACAACCUACCUCUGGGUACAGCUCCCUGGUCUAAUGACGCCUACUCCGCCCUCUCCCAUGUUGUCACUUCCUGUAAGAAUUUCAAAGUGCGCAUCAAAUCCGCCGCUGCGCUUUCCAUACCUACAGCACGCGAUCGCUACGGAGACGCUGGCCAGUUCGCCGAAGUCUGGCGUGCUUUGGUGCAAGCGCUCGAGCACAGCGAAGAAACCGAAGAUUUCCUGGAAUAUCGCUACUCCGCUAGCUUACGCACCCAACUUUGCCGCGCUCUACUGCAUCUCCUGUCCGUAUGCCAAUCUGAUGACCUUCCUGCACUGAGGUCAUCAUUGAACGACCAAUCAAGACCAGUACUAAAAGACUUCUUGGUUCGUUACCUUAGCGAAAAGGGUGCGGUUUUGGUCGCCGGGUGUGACGGUGUUGAGGGUGAAGAUGCGGUUGAUCACACAGUGACUAAAGAUGGACUGAUGGUGCUCCAUGAGACGUUGAAGAGGCUGAAGGAACUCCAGCCUGUGUCAGACGGCAUUGAAGAUUUGAGGACUGUGGUGGAUUUCCUAGAAGAUGUAGUGAAAGACUUUGAGGUGUUGAAAGAAGCUGACAGCACGCAGUGAGGCACAGCAAAAAUCAAAGUGUAAUUACAGAAACAUUCAGCUGUGAUUAAAGCAUUUUUAAAUA
Messenger RNA from Paramisgurnus dabryanus, 3693 nucleotides. It is a transcript of the gene heatr6, whose product is annotated as HEAT repeat containing 6. The record is from RefSeq and is a predicted model, not a curated record. NCBI's taxonomy places the organism in Eukaryota, Metazoa, Chordata, Actinopteri, Cypriniformes, Cobitidae.